Molecule: messenger RNA, 282 nt
Organism: Necator americanus (New World hookworm)
Lineage: Eukaryota; Metazoa; Nematoda; Chromadorea; Rhabditida; Ancylostomatidae
Exons: 1
Coding region: 1-282 (93 amino acids)
Source: RefSeq, a predicted model, not a curated record
AUGCUAUUUAUCAACGUGGAGGGUCAUGUCCAACAGGUUGAGACAAUCUCACGUAAGAUAUUUACUGCCAUUCCUGAGAACGUAUUGCCAAAGCUGGAGUGGAACGACAUGGGAGGUAAGGAUGUAAGCCGGCAGCGAAAAAAUCUGCGCUUUGCUGACAACAUCGUUCUGAUAACAUCUAACGCCAGCCAAGCGGAACGAUUGCUGACCGAUUUGGAGGAAGCAUAUGAAAACAUUGGUAUUCAGCUGAAUUUGCAAAAGACUAUAUUCAGGAGAAAUUAA